Messenger RNA from Arxiozyma heterogenica, 1428 nucleotides. RefSeq names its product dolichyl-diphosphooligosaccharide--protein glycotransferase subunit OST1 (gene OST1). Bases 1 to 1428 code for a protein of 475 amino acids. Lineage: Eukaryota; Fungi; Ascomycota; Saccharomycetes; Saccharomycetales; Saccharomycetaceae. The transcript has a single exon. Gene Ontology annotation, cellular component: oligosaccharyltransferase complex; membrane. The record is from RefSeq and is a predicted model, not a curated record.
AUGUUGUUAACCAAGCAAUCCUUAACUGUUUUUGUUCUUUUAUUGGUCCAAUUGAUUGGAACUUUUGCUCAAGGAAUACUACCAAGUGGUUGGGAAAAUAUAAAAUUAACUAGAGAAUUGGAUCUACAGCAUACUUUUACCGUUGAGAGUUUUCAAUUAACUAUCAAAAAUAUUGCUGAUAAACCAUUGAAACAAUACUUUAUCCCUAUUCCUAAACAAUUAAGGGAUCAGCUCUCAACAAUAACCGCAUCAUUAUCUAAGAAUACUGAUGCUUUAUUAAAUUGUUAUGUAUCUGACACCUUAAAUACUUUAGAAGACGGUACUGUUUUGAGUUAUGGUGUUGUUGAAUUGCCAACUCCUCUUCAACCAGGCAAGGAAAUUGACAUUGUUGCCAGAAUAUUCUAUAAUAUCGCUGGUAUCCCAUAUCCUUCAAAGAUCAAAAUUGGUGAAGUCCAACAAUUAUAUUUUAGUACUAAUAGAUUACCACUAUCUCCAUAUUCCACUUUGGAAGGUCGUUUGUUAGUCAAAACCAAGAGUGAUGUGAAGGAGGAUAACAAACCGGAAGAUCAAUUUUUACAAGGUACUUUCAAUGACGACACAAAUACCUUAGAGUUUGGUCCUUGGUACGAUAUUAAACCAUACACAGUAUCCAAUGUAGAUCUAAUUUACAAGCAUGUGCCUGCUUUGAAAGAAGUUAUCAAUUUACAAAGAGAUAUCUGGGUGGCUCACUGGGCAUCUACUAUUCAAUUUGAAGAAUAUUAUGAAUUGACAAACAAAGGUGUCGGAUUAACAGAUGGAUUCUCUAGAUUAGAAUUCAUGAAGCGUAGUCAAUUGGCCCAAUUUGGUAUGAUUCCAUGGAUUCAUAUUUUAGAAAUGAGUUUACCAGAGCAAGCCACAGAACAUUUCUGUACAGAUAAAGUUGGUAUGGUAUCUACCACUGACGUUGUUGGGGAUACUUUCUACAUUAAACCAAGAUUCCCUAUUUUUGGUGGCUGGUUUUACAAUUUUACUAUUGGUUGGACUAACCCAUUAAACCAAUUUCUACAGAGAUAUGAAAAUGAUGAUGAAACUUUCUUACUGACUGUCCCAAUCUUAAAUGGUCCACAAGAUACAGUCUAUGACAAUGUUAACGUCACAAUUUACCUUCCAGAAGGUGCUGAAUUAUUAGAUGCAGGUUCUCCAGUAUCUUAUAAAUCUAUAUCAACAGCUCAUGAACACUCCUAUUUUGAUAUGAAAGAAGGUCAUGUUAAAUUGACUUUUGAGUUCAAGAAUUUAUUUACUGAUAUUGGCAAAGCUGAUCUACUUGUUAAAUAUAGGUAUUCUAAAGCUGCUCUAUAUAAGAAACCUUUAUCUAUUGCAGCUUACUUUUUCAGUGCAUUGAUGGGAUUUUUUGUAAUUCGUUCUUUGAAUCUAUCCAUUAAUAACUGA